UUUCAUACAUCUGUCCUCUGAAACACAAAAUGUCCCACAUGUAAAGGAACUUAUAACUGCGUUGAAGGACUGAGAAAGCGUUUAACGUCUUUUGGAAAGGAGACCGGGCCGAGAGGGCAGCAGCACAAUGACAUUAAAAACAACAACAGCAGACACUUGCACAGACAAAGCUCGACUGAAAUGAUUUCACCAGAGAUUGGAACUCCUUCAAUGCAACACGGGCUCAGAUAAUGAGUCAUGUGUUCUGUGCAUUAGGCGUGAAAUGCUUUUCUUUUCCAGUUCAGUUUGUACUUUGUUUCCUCAAAGAUCGAUGUAAUUUCUUUGUUGUUGUUGGUGAUUUAUCUGUUUUACCUGUGCAGGUAAAAAGUGCCACCCACUCCCACCAUAACAAAAAAAACAAGCCUGGCUAUGUGACACCACAGCUCCUCUGAGCUCCAGUUUCUGUCCUCCUCCUCCUCCUCGUCCUCCGUUGAAUCCCUGAAGGUUUAAAAGCCACAAAGACACCUGAGAUCCUCCACUGUGGUCAGACGCCUCACACUCACCUGUUUGUCUCUUCUCUCUCUCUGACUCGGUCAGUGCCGCUCGUCUCUUUAAUCCUCAGCUGUUCCCCCUCCGUCUGCACCAUGAGUCUCAGUCGUACCAAGCGGAUCAGCUCCAGCAGCUCCGUGCGCAGCAGCAGUGCGUCCAGGAGGCUGAGUGGACUCAGUCCGGGCCAGGGGGGGUUCACCGGCAUCUCCCUGAGCAGCAGCUCCCUCUACGCGGGCACCAAUGGGCACCACCCGGGCCUGGGCCCCCCGCUGGCCACCCUGUCGGUCAACAAGAGCCUGCUGGCGCCGCUCAACUUGGAGAUCGACCCGAGUCUGUCCAUGAACCGAGCCCACGAGAAGGAGCAGAUCAAGAGCCUCAACAACCGCUUCGCCACCUUCAUAGACAAGGUGCGUUACCUGGAGCAGCAGAACAAGAUGCUGGAGACGAAGCUGGAGCUGAUGCAGGGUCAGGGCGUGGGCCGCUCCAACGUGGAGCCGAUGUUCGAGGCCUACAUGGCCGGUCUGCGGCGCCAAAUGGACCUGGUCAACAACGACAAGACCAAGCUGGACGGGGAGCUGAGGAACAUGCAGGGUCUGGUGGAGGACUACAAGCACAAAUAUGAGGACGAGAUUAACAAGAGGAACAACCUGGAGAAUGACUUUGUCAUCCUAAAGAAGGAUGUAGACUCCGCCUACCUGGUGAAGGCGGACCUGGAGGACAAGGUCGGAGCUCUGACCGAUGAAAUCAACUUCCUGCGUAACGUCUACGAUGAGGAGCUGCGUGAGCUGCAGGCCAGCAUCAAAGACACGUCCGUGGUGGUGCAGAUGGACAACAGCCGCAGUCUGAACAUGGAGCAGAUCGUCGCCGAGGUCAAAGCUCAGUACGAGGACAUCGCCGCCCGCAGCCGCGACGAGGCGGAGGCCUGGUACAAGAGCAAGUUUGACCAGAUGUCGACACAGGCCAGCCAGUACAGUGACGAGCUCCGCAUCGUGAAGGGAGAGGUGGCCGAGGUGAACAGGCUGAUCAGCCGACUGCAGAGCGAGAUAGAGGCCGUCAAAUCUCAGCGUGGCAGUCUGGAGAACCAGCUGGCUGAGGCAGAGGAGCGCGGGGAGCUGGCGGUGAAGGAAGCCAAGAUCAGGACCAGAGAUCUGGAGGACGCUCUGCAGAGAGCCAAGCAGGACAUGGCCCGACAGCUGCGAGAGUACCAGGACCUCAUGAACCUCAAACUGGCUCUGGACAUUGAGAUCGCCACCUACAGGAAGCUGCUGGAAGGAGAGGAGGACAGACUUGGACAACAGUCCAUCCUCAACAUUCAGACUGUCUCCAACUAUAGUACUAAAAGUACUAAUGGUUACCAUAGCAACAGCAGCAGCGGCUCCCCAGCUCCAAGACUGCUGAUCAAGACGACUGAGACCAGAGACAACAGCAGAUACAGUACACACUGAGACACACACAUGCACGCACGCAUGCACACACAUACACACGC
Molecule: messenger RNA, 2014 nt
Organism: Solea senegalensis (Senegalese sole)
Lineage: Eukaryota; Metazoa; Chordata; Actinopteri; Pleuronectiformes; Soleidae
Product: intermediate filament protein ON3
Exons: 10
Coding region: 624-1973 (449 amino acids)
Biological process (GO): intermediate filament organization; keratinization
Cellular component (GO): keratin filament
Molecular function (GO): structural constituent of skin epidermis
Source: RefSeq, a predicted model, not a curated record